Messenger RNA from Rotaria sp. Silwood2, 579 nucleotides. Lineage: Eukaryota; Metazoa; Rotifera; Eurotatoria; Philodinida; Philodinidae. The record is from the annotation of a GenBank genome assembly.
AUGAUUGCAGGAUUCAUCAAUGGAGUUUUAUCUUUGAUUACAUUUAAUAAUAAUGUAAUAUAUGAAGUUGGUUGUGGUUUGUAUUUAUUAGGUUCAUCGAUUACAACAUUACUUACAAUUAUUUUAUUAGGAUUAACAUUUUGGAUACUUGUUCCAGCACAGAUGUCCCUUUUAAAAAAUCGAUUAUUUGUACAAAUUCAAUCUCCAUUUAUUAUUAAUCUAAUAUCAGCUGUUAUUCUCAUAACGAAAAAAUCUCGUCUACAAUCCAAUCUUCGACCGAAUCAAAAUCAUAAACAACUUUUAAAAGAACAAUUUCAACAACAUAAACACUUAUUUACAGCGCCUGUUGCAUUUGUUAUUCUUGGAUUACCACGUGCAAUCAUUGCAUUUGUAUCAAAAUGUAUGAAAUCAACAAAUGAUGCAUGGUUAUUUCUCAUUGGAUAUUUUAUUUCAUUUUUGCCACCUAUGCUCACAUUUAUUGUAUUUAUAUUACCAUCAGAAUUUUACAAAGAAAAAUUUCAUAAAGCUGUUACAGGUUAUCGACAUAAAAUACGACGACGUUUGAAUUAUACUAUAUAA